Messenger RNA from Protopterus annectens (West African lungfish), 4091 nucleotides. RefSeq names its product kelch repeat and BTB domain containing 2 (gene KBTBD2). Gene Ontology annotation, molecular function: protein binding. The record is from RefSeq and is a predicted model, not a curated record. Lineage: Eukaryota; Metazoa; Chordata; Ceratodontiformes; Protopteridae. The transcript is spliced from 4 exons. Bases 580 to 2451 code for a protein of 623 amino acids.
ACCGCGCAUGUCACCAUCCCAAAAUGCUAUGCUGUAACUGUGGUCGGCCAUGUUAACAGGGUUGUCUUGCUUUAAGAGCUACUAUCGGGAUAUGCUUAAUAUCGGAUGUCAUUGCUGUUCAUUUUUCGUGUUUUGUAGUAUCUGAGCAUUUUGGAAACUAUGGUUGCUGUUACAGGAGGUACCGAAGCAGGCUGUUGCUGAUCCAGAUAUCAAUGCUUCCAAAACUCUUCACUACCUCUCUUUUUGUGUGCCAUUAUGCAGUACCAGAGCUUGAGUCGGAGAGCUGAAUGCUUCUUUGUUUAUUCUCUAGAGAAGAGGACCUGACACCUAAUCAAUCUGGAAUGACCUAGUAGUUGGUUGAAGUCUUGUAGCACUUUGCUGAUUCAGCAGUCUUUUAGGACGGAACUGCUGAAUGUGGCACUUCAACAUCACAGCCAAAGUGAUCUGCGAGCCUUGUUUUCUCUUUCCCUUUGACUCCUCCCCCCUCCCCCCCAACACACGCCUUCUUCAGGCAUUCCAGUUUGCUGCAUAGAAUUGGUGUGUACAGUCAAGAGCCAGAAAUAUUAAUGGAACAUAAUCAUGUCAGUACAGGACGAGAGGCAGGUUAAUACAGAGUAUGCUGUAUGCCUUUUGGAACAACUUAAAUUUUUUUAUGAGCAGCAGUUGUUAACUGACAUUGUGUUAAUAGUUGAAGGAACUGAAUUCCCCUGCCAUAAAAUGGUUCUUGCUACAUGCAGCUCAUACUUCAGGGCCAUGUUUAUGAGCGGAUUGAGUGAAAGCAAGCAGACGCAUGUACAUUUAAGGAAUGUUGAUGCUGCAACAUUACAGAUCAUCAUAACCUAUGCAUACACUGGUAAUCUUGCAAUACGUGACAGUAUUGUUGAACAGCUCUAUGAAACGGCCUGCUUUCUACAGGUAGAAGAUGUACUGCAGCAGUGUCGGGAGUAUUUAGUUAAGAAAGUGAAUGCUGAAAACUGUGUUCGAUUAUUGAGUUUUGCUGAUUUGUUUAGCUGUGAAGAGUUAAAACAGAGUGCUGAAAGAAUGGUGGAACAUAAAUUUACCACUGUUUAUCACCAAGAUGCAUUCCUACAGCUUUCACAUGAUCUGCUUAUAGACAUCCUUAGUAGUGACAAUUUAAAUGUUGAAAAAGAAGAAACUGUACGAGAAGCUGCAAUGUUAUGGUUGGAGUACAAUACAGAGUCACGAUCACAGUACCUGUCCUCUGUUCUUAGCCAGAUUAGAAUUGAUGCACUUUCAGAAGUAACACAAAGAGCUUGGUUUCAAGGUUUGCCGCCCAAUGACAAAUCAGUGGUGGUACAAGGACUUUACAAGUCAAUGCCAAAGUUUUUCAAACCAAGACUUGGCAUGACUAAAGAAGAAAUGAUAAUAGUUAUUGAAGCUGCUUCUGAAAAUUCUGAUUCAUUUUAUUCAUCUAUCUGUUACAGUCCUCAGGCAGAAAAGGUUUACAAGCUGUGUAAUCCUCCUGGGGACCUGCAGAAAGUAGGUACAGUUGUAACGAAUGAUAAUGAUAUUUACAUAGCUGGUGGACAGGUUCCUCUCAUAAGCGCUAAAACCAGUCACAGUAAAACAAGCAAACUUCAAUUAGCAUUUAGAACGGUCAACAAUUUCUACUGUUUUGAUGCACAGCAAAAUAAUUGGUUUCCAAAAACCCCAAUGUUGUGUGCUCGUGUAAAGCCUUCCUUAGUGUAUUGUGAAGGGUGCAUCUAUGCAGUUGGAGGAGAUAAUGUGGGUGGGGAACUUAAUAAACGGACUGUGGAAAAGUAUGAUUGCGAGAAAGAUGAGUGGACAAUGGUAAGCCCAUUGCCUUGUGCUUGGCAGUGGAGUGCUGCAGUGGUGGUCCAUGACUGCAUUUAUGUAAUGGCACACAAUUUAAUGUAUUGUUACUUUCCAAGAGCAGAUACCUGGGUAGAGAUGGCUAUGCGUCAAACAAGCAGAUGCUUUGCAUCAGCUGCAGCAUUUGGAGAUAAAAUAUUUUAUAUUGGUGGUUUGCAUAUUGGCAGCAAUUCAGGCAUGAGGCUUCCAACUAGCACUGUGGAUGGAUCUGCCGUAACAGUGGAGAUAUACGAUGUAAACAAGAAUGAAUGGAAGGUAGCAUCUAGCAUCCCUGCAAAGAGAUAUUCUGAUCCUUGUGUUCGAGCUGUUGUGAUAUCAAAUUCUUUGUGUAUUUUUAUGAGAGAGACUCAUAUGAAUGAAAGGGCCAAGUAUGCAAUUUAUCAGUAUGAUAUGGAGCAGGAUCAGUGGAUUUUGAAGCAGUCUGUUUCAGAGCGUGUUCUCUGGGAUCUGGGAAAAGACUUUCGUUGUGCUGUAGGAAAGCUUUAUCCAUCCUGCCUUGAUGAGUCUCCUUGGAAACCACCUGCUUAUUUGUUUCCACCUGAUGGGGCUGAUGACUUUGACAUAGAUGGUGAAAUGGUUACUUUACCACUCGUAUAAUCAGAAAUAACUUACAACUUUGCAAACAGCAUUACAGUGCAGUAGAGCUCUUUGGUCUACCCAAGUGGCAUGCUUGCUGUGAACCAGACCAUACAUUGCAGAGAUUAGACUUACCUUGGGCAGGUUUUUUCCAUUGUAACCUCAUUUACAUUUAGGUAGUCAUUUAAGUAUCUGCUUAUAUUGUUCACUUUCCAAAAGGAGAUGUAUGAAUUAAGAAUGGAAGGGAUCAGCUGUUAAUUCCCAGAAAGCUGCUUUUUCAUUUUAAAAGCUAAUUUAUAUGGAUUAGUUUUUGAACAUUGAGUUAUAGACCUAAAAAAUCUUAAGAGCCGUGUAAGUUUCUGAAAAGUGUUAAGGGAGGCUGCUCCUGUAACCAGUAUUUUUAAAUGCAGUGUUCACUUCAUAUCCAUAUGCAGCAAGUUCCUGUGGGUCAGGCUUUCUAUUGGAUGUCUUUAAGCUAAGCUUCUCACACAGCAUAAGGCUUUUAGAUAUAAGCAUACUGGAAACUGAGAUUAAUGUACUGCUUAUGCAGAGGAGGUUGUUUUUUUUUUUUUUAUUCACUUCUGCAUACCACUUGUGAAACAGUGUUUAAUCUUUAUGUGCAGCAGUUAUAGUAUUUUGAAAGAUGGGUUAACGUGCACACACCAAUCUUUGAGGGUAAUAAACUGGGAGACAGGAUCUUAAAAAAAGAGGAUUCCGUUAAUCACUGAAUCUCCGUUGACAAGCGAAAGCUCACCAGAAUUACUUACAAAACUGGCAUUUCACUGAAUCAUGAAAUUACAUUUACAACUCUGUAAUAGUAUGUUUGUCUUCCCUAAGACUGUGCUGCCUUGAAGUUGCAAUAUUUAAAAGUGAGGAUGGCAGACAUGUUACUCCCUACUGAAACAGUGUACCAUUCUUUUUUCACUUGUUUCCUGAUUUGAGGACAUACCAGUUCAGUAAGCAGUUUUGGUAAGUUGCAUUUCACUGAAAAGUGAUUCUGUACCUUAAGGCCUGUAUAAAACUAUUUUUUUGAUAGGACCGAAUACUGUAGUAGUACUGAGAAUUUUUUUUUGUCAUGUAGCAAGUUUUCAGUUUUCUAAUGGUAAAAAAAUGUGCAGAUGAAUUCAUAAAGAUAUUUGUAGUGGAUACUGAGUGAUGAGUUAGCCUGUCAGUUAUAUUUGUGAUGUCUCUGUUAAUUAUCUGCUUUGUCAUGGCUUGUCAUAUAUGGCUCUGUUUUACGUUCCAUUCAAGUGGUACACCUUAUUCCAGUUUCUUGUUGAAUACGCUCUCUGUUUAAUAAGCCUUCCUUUUACCUUGCAGUGCUUGUUGGUAAGGUAUAACAAAAGCCUUGUGUGAUUACACUUUUAUCCCACAAAGGUAUCUUUGUGGUAAGGGGACAGAAUUACCUUUGUCAAAAUGUAAUAGAAUUCUGAAGCUUGUUGUUUCCUUAUUCUAAUGUAUUGGUUGCUGUUUACAGAGAUAGGUACAUCUUUUGAUUUCCUUGGAUGGCUUGCCAGCAGCAGUAACCAGCAUUAGAAGAAACCCUUGUAGAAAGAGUUCAUUCCCAUUUGUAAACAUGGGCUUUGCAAAUGUUUGAAAAGUCAUCCGACCUAAUUUUCAAUAGUCUCCUGAUGUUCUUCGUGUUUGCAGGUUGCCCUCAG